AUGCUAUCCCAUAAAGGGGGGCCGUCGAUACGCCUCUCGAAAGCAAGAAACUUCGUUUUCAGCGUCGUCGCAGCACUUCGGCGAAGGACAAGGCAAUUGCCGAUUGUAUUGGAAAUGUAUUUGGCGGUUGUUGUAGGAUUUCCUGUAACUGUGUGUUUCGGCUGCGAAGAGUCUUCUGAUGCCAAUGCUGAAAUAACGGAACCUAUCCCCACUCCUUCUGCUGACCUAGCGCCAGUACAGAUAGGAUCAUGGGAGAUAGGAUUCCCAGCUACUAAUCUGUUGUCGCGGCGAGAACGGAAACUCGUUCAUGCCGUGAAAGAACCAUUCAGAAUCUCUAGUGGCUCCUUCUCAUUGCCGUUCUCUUGGGUUGCUCCUACCGUAAAGAAGCAUAGCCCUGUUGACAAUUUGUGCGGCCGAGGGUCUUCCAGGCGUCCAGGGGAAGCUAGCCCUGUCCGCCUCAUACUUAGAGGGGAUGUCUCUUUCGCAGGGCGGAAAGCAUACGAAAAGCUCUAA
Guyanagaster necrorhizus is the source of this 513-nucleotide messenger RNA. RefSeq lists its product as uncharacterized. The record is from RefSeq and is a predicted model, not a curated record. The transcript has 3 exons. Bases 1 to 513 code for a protein of 170 amino acids. Lineage: Eukaryota; Fungi; Basidiomycota; Agaricomycetes; Agaricales; Physalacriaceae.